Molecule: messenger RNA, 1080 nt
Organism: Penicillium canariense
Lineage: Eukaryota; Fungi; Ascomycota; Eurotiomycetes; Eurotiales; Aspergillaceae
Product: J domain-containing protein
Exons: 3
Coding region: 1-1080 (359 amino acids)
Biological process (GO): cellular response to misfolded protein
Cellular component (GO): endoplasmic reticulum membrane
Molecular function (GO): Hsp70 protein binding
Source: RefSeq, a predicted model, not a curated record
AUGCCAUCUGCCACGGCGUCUGGCUCUGACGCCAACGGUAGUGGCGCGAGGUCGCGCGAACACAAUCAAGGCAACCAGGAUCGCAAAUACACCCCCGAGCAGAAGGCGGCGGUCCUACGGAUUCGAAAAUGUUCGGCAACCGAGUUCUACGAGAUCCUUGCGAUUGAGAAAACUGCAACGGACAGCGAAAUCAAGAAGGCCUAUCGGAAGCAGAGUCUGUUGACACACCCGGACAAAAAUGGGUAUGAUGGCGCGGACGAAGCUUUCAAAAUGGUGUCGCGAGCCUUCCAAAUCCUCUCCGACUCUGAUAAGAAGUCUCGCUAUGACAAGUUUGGAGGGGACCCUGAUAGCAGAUUCAACCCCGGACCAAGCGCCUCUAGCGGUGCCUCUCCAUUUAGUGGGUUUGGUGGUGGAUUCCCGCGAUCCGCAGGGGGUGGUGGCCCAGGAUUUGACGAAGAGAUCUCACCGGAAGAGCUGUUCAAUCGGUUCUUUAAUGGCGGAUUUGGAGGCAUGGGCGGUGGUUUCAGCCCAUUCGGGGGUCCACAAUUUGUAUUCAAUAUGGGAGGUGGCCCUGGCGUUCGCGUGCACCAGUUUGGAGGGGGCAUACCACGGCGCAGACCUCGCACGACCACCACCAACAACAACGAGUCAGAGCCGGCCGUUGACGGCUGGGGUUUCGUUCGCCAACUGCUACCUCUCAUUCUUCUUUUCGUCCUUCCUCUCCUCUCCUCCCUCCUAACCGGGUCUUCGACCCCAGCCGGCCCGACCUAUCGAUUCGAUACCCCUCAACCUCCUCAGACCAUGGGCCGCACCACACCGAGGCUCAAUCUCAAUUACUUCGUAAAUCCACUAGAAGUGGAAGAUUUCAGCGCACGCAAAUUCCGACAACUCGACCAGCGCGUGGAAACGGAAUACGUCUCUUUGCUUCGGCACCACUGCGAGUCCGAAGUGCAUUUGCGAGAGCGGAAGAUUCAAGAAGCACAGGGCUGGUUUUUCCCGGACAUCGAGAAAAUGAAGGAGGCGCGAGCGAUGGAGCUCAAGAACUGCAGGCUGUUAGAGAAACUCAAAGGCAAAUACUGA